AUGUUUACUGGUCUUGUCGAGACGAUCGGGACCGUCACGGCCCUAGAGCCCCUCGAUACCUCGCAGAGCGGGGGCGGGGGCACUUCGCUUACCAUCUCCGACUGCGAGGAGAUUCUCUCCGAUGCCCAUCUGGGCGAUAGCAUUGCUGUCAAUGGAACUUGCCUCACAGUCACCGAGUUCGACAAGACCUGGUUCAAGGUCGGCGUCGCCCCAGAGACUCUUCGACGCACGAAUCUCGGCUCCCUAACGACCAGCUCCAAUGUCAAUCUCGAACGUGCGGUUUCGGCAGAUACCCGCAUGGGUGGACAUUUUGUGCAGGGCCACGUCGAUACUGUUGCACAGAUUCUGUCCGUCACACCUGAUGGCAAUUCCUUGGUCUUCCGCCUGCAGCCGCGUGAUAGAGAUAUCCUCCGCUACGUCGUUGAGAAGGGUUAUGUCACCCUGGACGGUGCUAGUCUGACUGUCACCAAGGUCGUUGACGGCGAGGACGGAUACUGGGAGGUCAUGCUCAUUGCCUACACCCAGGAGAAGGUCGUUACAGCUGGUAAGAAGGCCGGUGAGUUCGUCAAUGUUGAGAUCGACAUUGUGGGCAAGUAUGUUGAGAAGAGCGUCGCCGGAUAUUUUGCUGGCACUGCCGGUGGGGAUUUCGCCAUUCUAGAGAAGAUGGUAGCCCGCCUGGUUGAUGAGAAGCUGAAAAAAUAA
This is a messenger RNA of Penicillium waksmanii, 702 nucleotides long. Its product is annotated as riboflavin synthase. The record is from RefSeq and is a predicted model, not a curated record. The transcript has 3 exons. NCBI's taxonomy places the organism in Eukaryota, Fungi, Ascomycota, Eurotiomycetes, Eurotiales, Aspergillaceae. Bases 1 to 702 code for a protein of 233 amino acids. Gene Ontology annotation, biological process: riboflavin biosynthetic process. Gene Ontology annotation, molecular function: riboflavin synthase activity.